CUGAGCAGUAAAGGUAAAGCUCAAGAGCGGGGUGUUCCGUAGUUCAUCUCCGACCACCGAACUGAGCACAUCAUGAAGAGCUUCGUCACCAUCUUGGCCCUCGCGGCAGCAGCGGCCGCCCAGAACUGCCCUGAAGAAGGCGUGGCCUACUUCGCCGACCGAGACUUCUGCGACCGCUACUCUCAGUGCCGCGACGGCGUCUACACGGAGGAGCAGUGUCCCGACGGCCUCCUCUUCAACGACCUCAUCACCAACGGCCGCUACCCCUGCGACUACCCCGCUGAGGUCGACUGCGGACCCCGGUCCAAGACGCAACCCGCCCAGCCCACGGAGUUCUGCCCUCACCAGUGGGGCUACUUCGGCUCCGGCGACCGGGCCCAGUGCGGCUACUUCUACAACUGCGUGGACGGCCAGGCGCACCAGUUCACCUGCCCCGAAGGCCUCGCCUUCUCCUCCGCCACCUACCGCUGCGAGUGGGCCGACGAGUCCCCUGACUGCGACUCGGCUGCCUUCUUCGGCUUCACCUGCCCCGCCGAGGUCGACCUCCGCCAGGUGCAGCUCUUCGGCCACUCCCGCCUCAGGUCUCCUAGGGACUGCCGCCAGUUCUUCAUCUGCGUCGGAGCCUCGCCCAGACUCAACUACUGCGACCUCGGCCUGGUCUUCAACGAGGCCACUUCCUCCUGCGACGAGCCUGAGAACGUGCAGGGAUGCCAGAGCUACUACCCCCCCGAGGAGCUGGCCGCCAUCAGGGACAGGAAGGAGAAGACGCGUCUGGCUCAGCUCAAGAGAGAGGAGGAAUUCCAGCUGUUGAAGCAGCAGCUCGCUCAGCGAAGGCAGAACUUUGAGAAAUGUGCUAUGAUUGACCCAGCAGAGCAUAAAAUAUAUAACAUUUAUCAGACUGACCUAGAGGCAGAUUUCCAACAAAAAGUUAACAGCGGAAAGAAUAGUCACGUCGCUCGGGAACUGGAAUGCCGUCUAUGCGAAAGGUUUUAUGCACUACAGUUUCGUGUCAGUGUGAAGAUGUGGUUCAUCGGGAUAGUAUCGUCUCUCCUUCUAGCCUGUGCCAAGGCACAGCAGCUCGUCAGCGACUGCCCUUCGCCCAACGGGUACUUCGCCGACUCGGUCCAAUGCGACAAGUACUACGACUGCCAGGACGAUGUGCUCACGGAGAGACUCUGCCCCGACGGCAUGGCCUUCAACGACCUGAACCCGAGGAUUGAGAAAUGCGACUUCACGUUCCAGGUCGACUGCAGCGGAAGGCCUGAGCUCCAGCCGGCCCAGCCCACCGAGGUGUGCCCCCGCCAGAACGGCUACUUCCCGCACCCGGACCCGAAGAUCUGCAACAAAUUCUACUACUGCGCCGCGGGUGCGGGCUCCCUCAUCACGUGCCCCGACGGCCUCGUCUUCUCCCUCAAGACCGGCAACUGCGUGUGGCCGGAUGGUGCAGGGCGGUCCGGAUGCGCCUCCACCAACCUCCUGAACUUCACGUGCCCCACCACGGGCAUCGACCUCCAGAGGGACGCCCACCCUCGCUUCUCCGACCCCGACGACUGCCAGUACUUCUACGUGUGCAUCAACGGCAAGGACCCAAGGAGGAACGGCUGCGCUUUCGGCCAGGUCUUCAACUCCCUCACGAAGGCGUGCGACUCGCCCAAGGAAGUGCCUGAGUGCGCCGACUACUACUCGCAAUAUUUCGACGAGUACUUCCAGACGCUAUCGUCGGGCGGCCGCGUCAGCGCCGACAUCAUCGCCGCCGCCAUCGCCGCCGGCUACGACGUGCCCGACCUCAAGGACCGCAUCCGGGUCGCGACGGGCGGCUCCGGCUCCGGACAAACCCGCCGAAGGGGCCAGACGCCCGCGCCGCCCCUCGACGCCGCGGACGACACCUCCUUCCGCUCGCCCGCCACCUCGGCGCGCCGCCCCGCUGCCGCGCAACCCGCCGCCAGGAACGAGCAGCCCCAGCGCGCCGCCAGGCCCUCACGCCCACGCCUCAGCGCCCGUCCCAAGCCUACCGCCCCUCCCACCACCACCCCCCCGCCGCCCCCACCCGCGCCCGUGGACGACUACGCCUACGACUACGCGUAUGAGGACUACCCCGCCGACGCCCAGUACGACGAGGUCGCCCCCGCCCCCGCGCCAACGACCGCCGCCCCCCCGCCGCCCCCGGAGGCCCCAGCGCCCAACCGCGGCAGGGUCGUGAACAGGCGCCCCCUCGUCAGGCCCAGGAACUAAGCGAAGGAGGGAGAGAGGGAGAGAAGGAGGGAGAGAAGGAGGGAGAGAAGGAGGGGAGGAGGGAGGGAAGGAGGGAGGGAGGGAGAGAAGGAGGGAAGGAGGGAUAGUAGGAGGGAAGGAGGGAGAGAAGAAGGGAAAAAUAGGUAGAUAUACAACUAAUAAAGGAAUAUAAAGGCAAUGGAGUGACAUGACAUCAUCUCAAGUUCCUGUUACGACGGAAAGUCAGUUAACUCUUGUCGUAGUAACUAGAUUUGUACCUUUGCUAUCCAGGUGCUAUCCGAUCCCUACGCCUGGUACCUUUUUUUUUUUUUUUUUGUCCUUUCUAUUGAAAAUAUGAUCAAAUUUAAUCUCUUAUUUAAUCUUUACUAUAUUUCUGACGAUGAUGGAAGUAUAGCGUUCAUUUUGCCUUUCAGAAUUCCAUUGUGUAAUUAUAGCAUGUGUAUAGUUGGGGAUUUUUUUUUUUCUUCUUCAUAAACUGUUAAAUAUCACAUUGCUGUACAAAAUUAUUUUUCGUUUUACUCUAUUCUGUUUGAAAUUCAGAAGCUCAAUUUUUGUGAGCAAUGUAUGAUUUUUUUUUUUUUAUCUUCCUCUUUUCUGUAUCAUAGUCUAGAUUUUGUCAAUUAUUCAUGUGACGCUCAGUUAUGGCUUAUGUUGAUUUGUUUCCUCUAAUCUAAUGCGCUCUCUUUUUCCAAUAAAUUUGUUACAAUAUUA
Molecule: messenger RNA, 2943 nt
Organism: Penaeus chinensis
Lineage: Eukaryota; Metazoa; Arthropoda; Malacostraca; Decapoda; Penaeidae
Exons: 12
Coding region: 73-2232 (719 amino acids)
Cellular component (GO): extracellular region
Molecular function (GO): chitin binding
Source: RefSeq, a predicted model, not a curated record